AUGCGUGCCCACGAAGAGAUGAUGGGUGCAGGGCAGAUUGCACAGUGGAGCGAUUCGAUGGGCAUGUUGAUUUUCACAUCGCACCAGUGGACGUCUUACGCGCAUCUGGACCACACUGGAGUGCAGUUCCGCGUUCUGACUUCUUUGAUGGCAGCCAGCGUUUUGACGAAAUUGGUUGGCCAGGCAACAGGCCUCAAUCACCACGAGGAAGAUGAGCGCACAAAAGAGUUGUCUAUGGCACCUGCCCGCACUGCCCAAUCUUUUGACGUUGACUUGGGCAGGGUUUUCGUGUGGCUCGAUUAUUGGAGCAUCCCGCAGAAUUCGAAGACAUGCAAGGACGCUGCGAUUCGAAGCAUCCCCGCUUAUGCGUCGAGUGCAGUAAUAAUGUUGGUGCUUGCCCCACCUGUGGACCACGCUGAUACUGGCGAACCCCUUGGGGUAACGACUUACCGGGCCCGAGGCUGGUGCAGGGCUGAAGAGUGGAUUUUCGGAUUAUCCGACGUCGUGGGUAGUGCCGCCCCGCGCGUCUACCUCUGCGAAGAGGCCGGCGUUCCACCCAGCAAGAUGGCGAAUGUCCCCACGAGCCACCGGCUGCGUGACCCCAACUCGUCGGUCUUGCGCGGAGGAUUCACCUGCUGCCAGCGUAACCAUGUUGACAGUCACGGCAAGGGUAUCGUGUGCGACAAAAUAAUGAUGCUGGAGCUGCUGGAGACCGUCGAGGAGAAAGUCGCAUCUGGACUCCUUGACCAUGGAGACUUGCCAGGUUGGCGACGUCUGCUCACCACCCGCUGGGCUCGCAUGUGCGAAGAGCCGACGCACCAGCCGGCGGAUCAUUUCCUGGCGGCAUUGCGGAUCGACAACAAAUUCGAGAAGCUUGAGGGCAACAUGUACCCACUGCAUUACGCGGUUUACGCGAACAACACGCGGGCCAUCGCCGAGCUGCUCAAGAGCGGUGCGGACCUUUACUGCCGUGAUGGAGACGGGAAUUCGCCACUCAUAUUGGCGGGCACCUCGGAUUCAAGCCUCGCAGUGAAGGAAUUGCUCGAGGCAGGAGCGGAUAUCAACGACCGCAACAAGCUGGGCUGCACCCCGCUGAUGGCAGCCACAGUGUCGCCCGCCAAACAGUCCAUGAAAAUCUUGUUGGCGAGCGGCGCUGACUUCAGCAUUCCAUUCUCGAACACGUGCGUGGUGGCGGCGAUCCGCGGCAUGACGCCGUUGCACUUUGCUGCAUUUUACGGCCAUGAGUUCGCAGUGGACCUGCUUCUGGACGCGAAUGCAGAUGCGGCAGCGAGGGUGCCAGAGGAGUGUGAGUCCGCUGGCUGCACUGCGCUGGAGAUUGCGAGACGGCGCGGGCACGCCCAGGUCAUCGCCGCGCUCUCUGCAGCGGAGAGUCAGGUUUUCUGUGUCUGA
This is a messenger RNA of Prorocentrum cordatum, 1410 nucleotides long. The record is from the annotation of a GenBank genome assembly. Lineage: Eukaryota; Dinophyceae; Prorocentrales; Prorocentraceae.